AUGGUGCUUGAGGUACUCCAAGGGGCUAAUCUUGAGCCUCUGGCACAAUUGGACGGGUUCAACCUGCGUUGAGUGAGUCAGGAAAGUCUUCCUGCCCAAGGAAGCGUCUCUGAGCAAAGCAGAGCGAGCGGGUGCCAAACAUAUUUCAACCUGCCAGUCACAGUAGAGGAAUAUUGGCACCAUUGUCAGGCGCCCCAAAUCGGUGAACCAGGAAGAUUGGGGAUCCAAUUGUUCACAACAGUUCCCAAGUUGGGAAGAUCAUGCUAAUGAAUAAUGGGCCUUGGAGCCCUGAGCACAUUUACCAAGAGAUUGCAGGGUAUUCUACCACCAAACACCGCGUGAACGUGGUAGAGGAGUUGCAAGAGUUCUGGCAAUUGAAGCAAGCCAAGGGAGCAGAUCUCAAGAAUGGUGCAUUGGUCAUCUACGAAUCCGUGCCCAGUUCAAGUCCACCUUAUGUCUGCUAUGUCACUUUGCCCGGAGGCUCGUGCUUUGCCAGCUACGGAAAUUGCCCGACCAAGGCCGAAGCUCGCCGGAGUGCCGCUCGCAUCGCCCUAAUGAAUUCUAUUUUCAAUGAACAGCCAACGAGAAAGAUCACACAAGACUUCAUUGCCAAAGCUGUUCACGAUGCCUGUAGCAAUUAUGGGACUAUUGGAGAGACACCGAGUCCGGGAGUGGCAGCCUUUCGAUUCAUGCUCGAGUCCAACUUGGGCAAGACCAUGCUCGAGUUCCAGGAGCUCAUGACCGUGUUCCAAUUGUUGCAUUGGAACGGCUCACUCAAGGCGAUGCGCGAGCGACAGUGUUCAAGACAAGAGGUGGUGGAGCAUUACUCUCAUCGGCCUUUGGACGACGAUAUGCGCUCGCAAAUGGCCUUGGACUGGAUCGCUCGAGAGCAGGAGAUCCCCGGGAUCAUUUCCCGAGAACUCAACUUGUCGGAACGAGAAUUGGAAGAGGCUCGAUUGGCGGGCAAAGAGCUCAGAUUUCCCAAGGAGAAGAAAGACAUCCUGAUGUUGGCCAAUUCACAAGUGGGCGAUCCCUAUGAUUGACCCGUGGAUUCAAUGCUUGUGUUUUCAAGACAUACAAUACACUCUAUUGGUUAUGCGUGCUUGUCAAAUAAAUCGUUCCCAUUGUGUAAAAUAUAAAUAUAUUUCGUCAUGUAUCAAAAUAUACAAAGAUUAGCAUGUGA
This is a messenger RNA of Tigriopus californicus, 1183 nucleotides long. RefSeq names its product protein limb expression 1 homolog. Lineage: Eukaryota; Metazoa; Arthropoda; Copepoda; Harpacticoida; Harpacticidae. The coding region runs from base 261 to 1043 and encodes 260 amino acids. The record is from RefSeq and is a predicted model, not a curated record. The transcript is spliced from 5 exons. Gene Ontology annotation, biological process: autophagosome maturation. Gene Ontology annotation, cellular component: cytoplasm.